AUGGAAGGUGUUCAGACUGUGGACGUGAGCUGGCUUCAUCAUUCACAAAAAGACCAUUUAUCUCGCACAAAGUCAGUGUCAGCGAGCGACAAGCCUGGCGCCGAGUCAGAACCGCCGAUAUCUCAAUCUAAGUCGCACAGGAGAUCUCGCUCUAACAGCAACCCGGCACGCCCAACACCGCCACCCUCAGAACCGAAGCAAGCUCCCCGAAAUGACGCAUCGCCAGUACAAAACAAACCGCCACCAGUUGAAAAAAUCGAGGAGCCAAAGCCAUCUACGCCGUCUCCUAAACCCAUCGGCCGGCGAAACUCAUGGAUAUCCAGUCUGAGCUCAAAGUUUUCGUCUGGAUCUACACCACCGUCGCAAUCUAGUCUCAAGGCCAGUCCCGCAAGUCCCAAGACAACCUCGCCUCUCGAUACGCAUAACCCAUUCGGCGCCGCAUAUUCCCCGAAGGACAAGGAGGAAGAGAAGAAAGACGAUUCCAAUCCUUUCACUUCGUCGUCACCUAAGGGGCCAUCGUUCAUUCACAAUGCACUGCGCAAGUUCUCAUCUAACUCGGGUGGCUUGCCCAAGUUGAACCCCAAUGGCUCGAUCUGCCCGCGUCGCGUGAUGAACAUUGACCAAAAUCGACACCGAUGCAAGAUCGCAGACUUAAACCAGGCUAAACUCAACCGGGUUGCGUUCUGUGUGGAUGUUGAAAUCGCGGGUAUCUCUCAUCGGGACGAUGACGAGGAGGCCCCUCCAACGAAUCAAUUACGGCAGCCUCUACCUGAGUCUAAUAGCCACAAGUCUAAGAAGGCCGAUCUCAAGACGAAGGAACAAGACGAAGCUGGGGGUUUGAAGCAUCCCCAGGGUACAUUGGCCGAGAAGGAUAACGCAACUGAGCCUCCGGCUCCUGUUUCUGCUCCGGUUCCUGCUCCGGCCAGCGGUGAUGCGAAGAUUCAAUCUAGCUCUCCACCAACAAAUACCACCGGAAGCAAGCCAUCUACUGACCCCAUUCCCAGCGGAGAAGGGGCUGAUCCAUCAAGGAAGCAAGAGAAGAAGAAAAGGUCCGAGGCAGAGCGAAAAGAACGGAAGGAGAGAAAGCGAAGACAAGCAGUGGCGAAUGGCUCGGUUCCAUUGCAGCUCGAUGCAGAGAAUGACGAAGAGUAUUCCCGAGGUCCAGCACCAGCACCAGGUGCCCCUCGAUCCAAAACGCAAAGUCACCCAACAACCGAUCCAGUGCGGAUCUAUCGCCGUUGUUGCCAGCUACGUGAGACACCUGUUCUCAAGAGAGUUGUUGACGAGAUCUCCAAGCCUUCAUCAACACUGGCCGAGUCACCAGGCACGGUAGCAGCUUUGGAUCUGAGCAAUUUCCCGAUGACAUCACAGGACUUGGCAACAUUCAGCGACUGGCUCGCGGUCGUUCCAGUCCGUAAACUCAUCCUUGAAAAUUGUGUAUUGACGGAUGCUUCCGUGCGAGCCAUACUUUCAGCUCUACUUUCUACCAAGACGGUAGAACAGAUGCGCUAUCGACGGAGACGAUCGCGAAGACCGGAAUCUCCAGACUCCAAUGAUCAUGAACGAUACGGCGUUGUGGAAAAGCUUUCUCUGAAGGAUAACCCGAAGAUCGGACGGGAAGGAUGGCGCCACAUCAGUCUCUUUAUUCACCUCUCGAAAUCCUUGAAGGCCAUCGAUUUAUCGGGUAUUCCAUUCCCACAAGGACAGGUUGCGAUCGAUGGGUCUGGGACAACGGGCCAACCCCAGUCGCCUAUGGCCGAUGUGAGCAUUGUCUUCGCGAGUGCCCUGGCAGAGCGCUUUGCUGGGGAUCAUCUUGAAGAACUGCUCAUGAGCGAGUGUUAUCCUUCGGUGGACGCUGUAAAACAAAUCUGCCAGGCGACCACCAAAAUGGGUCUGCGAAGGCUUGGCUUUGCGAACAAUGGUCUGACGAGGGAUGGCCUGGAGCAUGUGGUUGAAUACCUCAAAGCGGGACAGUGUGAAGGACUGGAUCUAGGCGGCAACGCUAUAAAGGAUGAUCUCGAUCUCAUCACAGACGCGAUUGAACCUGAGACACCGCUUUAUGCGCUGAGUCUGGCGGAUUGCUCCCUCAAUCCGUCGGUUAUUUAUCCAUUGCUCCAGUCGCUUGCGCAGAUCCAUAAUCUCCGGUUUAUCGAUUUCUCGCACAACCGCGAGUUAUUCUCGUCCCAGCCUAACGCGCUGGGGGCUUUCCGUCGCUUCUUGCCAAAAAUGCCCUCUUUGAAGCGUUUUCAUCUCGCUGAUGUCACCUUAUCGCCGGAUCAUGUUAUUGGUCUUGCUGAGGUAUUGCCGGAGUGUCCCAGCCUGUGUCAUCUGAACAUUCUGGAGAAUCAACAGAUUGUGGAUCUGGCGUCAACCACAGAUCCCGUUGCUCAGGAAGAAGCAUGUGCUGUAUAUGCGUCUAUGAUGGCAGCUGUGCGUGUGUCAAGGACAAUCAUUGCAGUUGACAUCGAUGUGCCCAGCGCAGAAAACAAUGAAGUUGUCAAAGCUCUAGGAUCACAGAUUGUGGCUUACUCGCUGCGGAACCUUGAAGGUGGCGCUAUUGCAGAGGAGCUUUCGGGCUCUGCUUCUCCACUUGAGGAUGUCCAUGUACCAGACAUUUUGCAGCAUAUUGUCGGACAUUCUGUUGGUUCCGAAGAGCCUUACGAUGAUGAAGAUGAGGCGGCUCCCGACGAGGAUUAUGUUAUUGGUGGCACAGGUGUUGUCAAAGCAUUGGGUGUUUGUCUUGGGAACCUGGACCAACAUGGUCUCGAUGUCCUCGGGGAGCAAUCUUUACCCGCUAGUGGUACCACAACACCCCGACGCCGCAAGUCUCGAGGUGUUCCUACUAAGCGGCCUCGCGACAUGUCGAAGAAUCUGCUGGAAUCUGCGCGCAACAUUAGAGUCCGGAUCCAGUCGGCUCUUAUUCGCGAAGAUCGUGCUGGCAAUGACGCGAACUAUCGCCGCCUGCAAUUUUUGGACAUGACCUUAGCUAGGAUGAUCCAGCGCUUUGAAGAUGAAUACCCAGAAACUCGUAUUAUUCCUCAACUCCCGCCCGCUGUUCCAGUUCCUGACACCAUCUCCCAACACUCCGGUGAUGACGAUGGAAAUGGCUCCAUCACAGCUGGCGGUAAUUUGAACAGCAGUCAGCUUGAUGAGACUGGCGGCGACGAGGAAGACACCGAUCAAUAUGCGGUCCGCCUUUCUCGCACCAGCUCUAUGACUUCCCUCCACUCCCGGGCCAUGACCUCCCAAGAAGGACACAUUCACCGCAUUGGCCAGAACCUCCGCCGUGACUUCCUCAAACCAUCUCUAGUCCCUGGCGACGGCGACGAAGAUUUUGACUAUGACGACGAUAAAUCACGUAUUGCCGCUCUCCGGCAAAAGCUCGAUCUUCUACAUGACGAGCAGUCUUUGUGUCAAUUUGAUGACUUUGAUGCCGACAUGGCCUUUAACCAUCUCGGAACCACCGUCGAUGACCUCUAUGAUUCUCAGAAACAAGAUGCCGAAGGAUUCGAGCGUUUCAAGCAAUCCCAGAUUGCGGCCCAGAUCAACAGUGGUAUCCGUUCCAGGGAUAAUUCUGAACUCCGGACAGGCUCCGAAGCAGAGAGCAAGUCCCCGUCUUAA
This is a messenger RNA of Penicillium griseofulvum, 3621 nucleotides long. Its product is annotated as putative cell wall biogenesis protein Mhp1. Lineage: Eukaryota; Fungi; Ascomycota; Eurotiomycetes; Eurotiales; Aspergillaceae. The record is from RefSeq and is a predicted model, not a curated record. The coding region runs from base 1 to 3621 and encodes 1206 amino acids. Gene Ontology annotation, cellular component: cytoplasm. The transcript is spliced from 2 exons.